UGCUUAUUUUCUGACUUUCGUCCUCAUUUUCCCAUUGUAGGGUUUAAGCAUUUCUCUCUGAUACAGUACCUCUCUCUCUCCCCUAGGGUUUCUCUCUCCUCCCACAAACCCCAGCCAUGUCCGUAUAUCGCCUCCUCCUCCGCUCUCUCCGCCGCCCCUCCACCACUCCCCAAACCCUCACAACCACAUCCCUCCUCCAUAUCACCAACACCACCACCACCAUCCCAGACCUCACUUUCCGGCGAUCCUUCGCCUUCUCCUCCGCCGAAGAAGCAGCAGCCGAGCGCCGCCGCCGCAAGCGCCGCCUCCGCAUCGAGCCCCCUCUCCAGGCCCUCCGCCGCGACCCCCACUUCCACCCUCCACCGCGUGACCCUAACGCGCCGCGCCUCCCCGACUCCACCUCCGCCCUAGUGGGCCCCAGACUUAACCUCCACAACCGCGUCCAGUCCCUCAUCCGUGCCGGCGAUCUCGACGCCGCCUCCUCCGUCGCCCGCCACUCCGUCUUCUCCAACACCCGUCCCACCGUCUUCACCUGCAACGCCAUCAUCGCUGCCAUGUACCGCGCCAAGAGGUACAAUGACGCUAUUGCGCUUUUCCAGUUUUUCUUCCAGCAGUCCAACAUUGUUCCCAACAUUGUCUCUUACAAUAACUUGAUUAAUGCGCAUUGUGAUGAGGGGAGAGUUGAUGUUGGUCUGGAUGUUUUUAGACAUAUUAUGGCUAAUGCGCCUUUUAGUCCAUCACCGGUCACGUACCGGCACUUGACCAAAGGGUUGAUUGAUGCUGGGAGGAUUGGGGAGGCUGUUGAUUUGUUGAGGGAGAUGUUGAACAAAGGGCAUGGUGCAGAUUCCUUGGUUUACAACAAUUUAAUUUCCGGGUUUUUGAGCUUGGGCAAUUUGGAGAGAGCUAAUGAGCUUUUUGGCGAGCUUAAGGAAAGGUGUCUUGUGUAUGAUGGGGUUGUGAGUGCCACGUUCAUGGAUUGGUUUUUCAACAGAGGGAUGGAGAAGGAGGCGAUGGAAUCGUACAAGUCGUUGCUUGAUAGGCAGUUCAAGAUGAUACCAGCUACUUGUAAUGUUCUAUUGGAGGUUUUGCUUAAGCAUGGAAAGAAGACUGAGGCUUGGGCGUUGUUUGAUCAGAUGCUGGAUAAUCAUACCCCUCCAAAUUUUCAGGCUGUCAAUUCAGAAAGUUUUAGCAUAAUGGUUAAUGAGUGUUUCAAGCUUGAGAGGAUCGAGGAUGCAAUUGUGACCUUUAGGAAGGUGGGAACGAAGGUAAAUUCGAAACCUUUUGCUAUGGAUGUUGCUGGCUAUAAUAAUAUCAUUACCAGAUAUUGUGAAAAUCGGAUGUUGUCGGAGGCCGAGUCAAUGUUUGCCGAAUUGUGCUCCAAGUCGUUGUCCCCGGAUGUCCCUACUUACAGGACUCUUAUUGAAGCAUAUUUGAAGGAAGAGCAGAUAGAUAAUGCUCUGCAGAUGUUCAACAGAAUGGUGGAGGCUGGUUUGAGGGUUGUUGCUAGUUUUGGUAAUAGGGUGUUUGAUGAAUUGAUUAAGAAUGGUAAAGCAGUGGACUGUGCGCAGAUUUUGAAGAAAAUGGGGGAAAAAGAUCCUAAACCCGAUGUCAGUUGCUAUGAGGUUGUGAUCAAGGGGCUUUGCAAUGAAGGAGCAUUUGAUGUGAGCCUGGAUUUAGUAGAAGAGGUGAUGAGGUAUGGAAUUGGUGUUACUCCUACGCUGCAGCAGUUUGUAAAUGAGGCUUUUGCAAAAGUUGGGCGGGGACAAGAGAUUGAGAGAGUGUUGAGCAUGGAUCGAUGGGGACACACCCCGCCCUCUCGUACAGAACGACCAGGACAACAGCCAUUAGGGAGAGCUCAAAUGGCGGGACCAUCACAUGCACCAUCAGGACCUGGUCAAAUGUCUUCAUGGUCAAAUCCUUCAUUUGGAUCCCCGCAAAGGACUGGAUUUCAUCAGUCACCAUCGGCGUCUCCUCAGAUGACUGGACCUUACCAAGGUCCCCCUCAAAUGGCAGCCCCUGUGAACACGUAUUCGGGAUCAUCUCAAACGGUAGGAUCCCAGCACCCUCCAUCAGAGCCUCCUCAAAUGGCAACACCAUAUUAUCAACAGUCACAAUCUCCACAAAUGGCAAGACCAUAUUACCAACAGUCACAACCUCCUCAAAUGGCGAGACCACAUUACCAGCAGUCACAAUCUCAAAUGGCAGGACCAUAUUACCAACAGUCACAAUCUCCUGAAAUGGCAGGACCAUAUUACGGACAGUCACAAUCUUCUCAAAUGCCUGGAACUCACCACCCUCCUUCGCAACCCCAACAUGUGUAUGCAACCCAACACUCUUCUUCAGUAUCUCCACCAAUGGGAGGACCCCAGCAUUAUCCAUCAGGAAACCAUCGAAUGCCAGGAUUUCAGCAUCAUACCGGACACCCACAAGUGGCAGAGUCAUAUAAUCCAAUGUCACAACCCCCUGAAAAAGCUGGAUGGGAAAUGGGAGCACCACACCGCCAAUCAGGACCUUCACAACCAGGACCAUAUCCCUCGCGAUCGGACUCCCAUCAAAUGUCUAAGCAGGAACAGGUGCAAUCUGAAUCCCAGCAGCCCCAAGUAGCAGAACAGGUAGCAACUGCUUGAUUCUUUACUCGAAAUUCAUGGAGUUCGCAUUUCUUUCACGAUUUUAUUCCGGUCCCGAACAUUCCUACUUUAUUGUUAUCUGCCAAGCGUAUCCUCACGUCGGAAGCAUAUGCUGUAAUUUCAGUCGAGUAUAAGAAUGAGGUAGACUUUGAUAUGGUGUAUGAAGGUAUGCUUGAGAGUUUUAAUUCUCUCCAAGUAACUACUGAUUCUCCUUCAUACGUUAUACAUAUACACAAACGAGCGGUUAAUUAUUGUUGUAGUUUUGCGCUCUGGAUAUUUGACAGAGACGCUUUGAUGAAUAAUAAUUUUAAAUUUACUACAGUUUUGCAUUUCCCCCUAUCGAAUAGAUGACUAUCUUCUGAAUGUG
Molecule: messenger RNA, 2994 nt
Organism: Morus notabilis
Lineage: Eukaryota; Viridiplantae; Streptophyta; Magnoliopsida; Rosales; Moraceae
Product: pentatricopeptide repeat-containing protein At1g10270
Exons: 2
Coding region: 117-2627 (836 amino acids)
Cellular component (GO): chloroplast
Molecular function (GO): protein binding
Source: RefSeq, a predicted model, not a curated record